Molecule: messenger RNA, 1005 nt
Organism: Salvia splendens (bonfire salvia)
Lineage: Eukaryota; Viridiplantae; Streptophyta; Magnoliopsida; Lamiales; Lamiaceae
Product: protein FAR1-RELATED SEQUENCE 5-like
Exons: 1
Coding region: 1-1005 (334 amino acids)
Source: RefSeq, a predicted model, not a curated record
AUGGAUGAAAUCAAAUCAGAUGACAUUAUUCCUAAGAUAGGGCCGGAGUUCGAAAUAGAAGUUGAAUUAUAUGAUGCUUAUAUGAAAUAUGCUAAGGUAACAGGUUUUGGAACUCGCAAAUUGGCCGCUCAUAAAGAUCCAGUUACGGGCAAUAUAUUGGACAUGAGUUUUUGUUGUUGCAAAGAAGGUUUUAGAACAACAAACAAUCAAGGUGUUACAGUAAAAAAUCCUCGUCCCGAAAUUAGGUGUGGGUGCAAGGCUAUGAUGAAAGUCAAUUGCCGAUGUGGUGGUAAGUUCUGCAUUGUGAAGUUUAUUGCAGAGCACAAUCAUGAAUUGUGUGAUCUGGAAAAAUCUUACAUGUUUAGAUGUUUUAGACAAAUGUCUAAUAUUCAACAAACUCAAGUUGAUGCGGCUCAAAGUUGUGGAUUGCCUCCAAAGAAAAUCAUAGAUGUAAUGGCAAAAGAAGUUGGUGGAAUUCAACAUCUUGGUUUUACUCAUAUUGAUUUGAAGAAUUAUUUGAGAACAAAGAGGACUCUGGAGAUCAAGCAAGACGAUAGUGGAAGUGUUUUACAAUAUUUACAAAUGAUGAUUAGUGAAGAUCCACACUUUUACUAUGCAAUACAGUUGGACGUGGAAGAUCUGAUUACAAAUAUAUUUUGGACAGAUGGUGGAAUGAUACAAGAUUUUGGUCAUUUUGGUGAUGUCGUUUGCUUUGAUACUACAUACAGAAAACAUCGAGAUGGAAGUCCAAUCGCCUUGUUCGUUGGUGUAAAUCAUCAUAAACAAACAAAUGUGUUUGGUGCAGCAUUAUUGUAUGAUGAAACGAUUGAAACCUUUGAAUGCUUGUUUGCUGCAUUUAAAGAUGCCAUGAUGGGAAAGAGACCAAAAACCAUCUUAACAGAUCAAGACCAAGCAAUGAGCGCUGCUUUAGCUUCCAAGUGGCCAUCAACUUACAUUGCUUAUGUGUUUGGCAUAUUUUUCAAAAUGCAACCAUUCAUCUCUUAA